Messenger RNA from Helianthus annuus (common sunflower), 783 nucleotides. Its product is annotated as cyanate hydratase. The record is from RefSeq and is a predicted model, not a curated record. NCBI's taxonomy places the organism in Eukaryota, Viridiplantae, Streptophyta, Magnoliopsida, Asterales, Asteraceae. The transcript is spliced from 4 exons. The coding region runs from base 130 to 633 and encodes 167 amino acids. Gene Ontology annotation, molecular function: cyanate hydratase activity; DNA binding.
CAAAACUAUAUCAAUACGUAUCUGAAUUUGCCACCGUUAUCACAAUUUCUAGAAGCCCACCCACCACUGGUAUCAUCAGGCCUGCAAUCACUGCCAUAAAUCACUUGAUAAUCGUUCGCAUCGGUAAAAAUGGAGCUUGAAACACCGACAAAAGCUUACGUGGUGAGUUCAUUAAUGGCGGUGAAGCGAAAUUCCGGCAAAACUUUCGGUGAAAUAGCGGCGGAGACCGGGUUGACGAACGUGUACGUUGCGCAGCUGUUGAGGCGUCAAGCGCAACUGAAGCCGGAUACUGCCCCGAAACUCCGGGCAGCACUGCCCGGCUUGACCGAUACGCAUAUCCACCAGAUGAUGGAGCCUCCACUUAGAUCGUAUGAUCCGUCCAUUGUUCAAGACCCUACUGUCUACAGGUUGAAUGAAGCUGUUAUGCACUUUGGUGAAAGCAUUAAGGAGAUCAUCAAUGAAGAAUUUGGUGAUGGAAUAAUGUCAGCUAUAGACUUCUUCUGCUCUGUCGACAAAGUGAAAGGUAUGGACGGGAAGGAUCGUGUGGUGGUGACGUUUGACGGGAAGUAUUUGCCGCACACUGAACAUAAGGUGGAGCAUAUGGUUUCAAGAUUGAAUCUGAAGAAAGAUUGAAAUUUGGCUUGUUUCAACUCAAACCAUAGUUUUUUUUAUUCUGGUCAUGUCUGUUGAUCUUCACCAGAUGCUUUAUCUUUGCUUUUUAGAUGCUUGAUGUUGCACAUUUCAUGGUCAACUUGAUUGCUUUUAAUAUGUCUGGAUUUUACA